UCUAGUCGUGCCUAUGUUCAUAUCGAUAACCUUACGAUGUUAUGACAUUAUGAGUAAUACGAAUUUUAUAUACUAUGUUUUUGCGCGCAGUCGUUUUAGUAGGACUUGUUUAUUUCCACUAGACUUCUAUGGUCUAUUGUAACUAUUAUGGACGGACACAUUUUCGUUGGAACUCGAUGCUGAGGACUUGUUUCCCACUUUGCCGUAGAAUCGUGGUUUUCAAGUAUAUAAUCUGAAACUUAUUAACUUCAUUAUUGGCGCGCUCAAUAUUUCGCCGUUCGUUGGUUUACUUGCUCAUUUUAAAUGCUUAGUUUCAUUUUUGUUUUUUAUACGCAAACGGAUAACGAUGUUUUUCACUAGGUAGGUACCCAUUUGAAUUAUUAUUUUUCGAUAAUUUUUUUUAUAAUAUGCUGUUUGUAUAACUCAUUUAGCGGGUGUAUGUGUUGCAGUCGUUCGUAAUCUGUGUGUUCAUAAGUAACUGUUCUUGUUGAUAUUUCGUCUUUGUUAUAGUUGUUUAUAUCCAUGGUGAGUACACUUUUUUUUAUUAAAUUCAUUGCAUUUUUCUUUGCUAAAAGGAAAAUGUGUAGAUUUGUAAAACAAUUUUUACUUGGAUGUUGGUUAUUUCAUCAACUGUAUUAUAUCAGUAUUAUAAAUAUUUAUGUUGUAUUCUAAAUUUUGCUGAAGUAAAUAAUAUUUAAUUAUUAAGCUUGCCAUGAUAUUGUAGCAGUUAUCUUGUCUAUAACAAAUGUUAAAUUUGACCAUAUUUUAUAAAUAGGUAAUUAAGUACAGUCAAUCGCAUUAUGAUUUACCACACAUUGUUAUAGAAAAUAAAAUAAUAAGUUUUUAGAUAUUACUUUUAUUAAAAAUGUUUUAAAAUAAGUUACUUUGAUGAUAUCUAAUUGAAUAUUAAUUUAGUAUAUUUUUCAUUAGGUAAUAUCUUUCUGGGUAGGUAGACUUAGAAAUAUAAUUUUUUUUAAAUGGUUUUUAGGGUGCCGUUCUAGGAUAGCUGAAUAUUUGUAUGGAUAACUGGUUACAUAAAAUAUCUUUCAAACGAAAACAUUUAUAUUUUUUAAUCUUAUAAUAUAUAAAAAAGUCAGAUAUAUAAAUAUAAAUUGUGGCUUUACAUUUAAAUUUGAGUUUAUAUGCAAAUAACAAAAUUUAAACCAUAUUUUCGAGGGCUGUACCUAGCUUCUUUUCAAAAAAAUUAUAUAAAAAUUAAAACUUAAAGCCAUAUUUGUUUUUGAAUUUUUAAAUAGAUUUAAUUCUUUAAUUAUUUAUAUUUGUGAUAAAAACUAUAAUUUCAAUCUAAAUGCCACAAUUUUUAUUCUCUUUUUCUUAUACUGGGCCUCGUAUCAAUUAUCAUUCUCAAUUAUAUCUUAAUAACUCUUUUUCAGUCUUCCUAUUCUCCUCUUUCUGCUUACAUUAAUUUUCAUUUUACAUAGGCUAAAUCAAUUUAUUUUCUCCCAUUAUAUCUACUAUCAAAGCCACAAUUAUUCUACCUCUGUUAUACUCUGUCCUUAUCCUAAACUCUAGUUACUUCACUUAUCCACCUUAAAUUUUUUAUCUCUGCCACACUCAUUUUCUGUUCUAUUUGUUUGUCUACUGCCUAACAUUCCAAAUCAUAUAACGUAGUUAUUCUCACUAUACUCAUGUAGAAUUUACAGGGAAUUUACCUUCUAAUUCUCGUUGAAAUUCUCUAGUCGCUUAAAAUACCUUGCAAUUUUAUUCACUUGAUUCAAUCAUAGUUAAUUCUAUAUUUCAUAUCCCAUUAAAAGCCAUAAUUCUUUUGUCCGAUAGGUCUUAGGUAAGUACUUAAAACUUUAUUUAAUGUCAUUAUUAAUUUUAUCCUAUCAAUAUCUCAUCUUCUUCUAAACUCAUUAAACUAAUUAACAACAAAAUAAAACUUUGAUUAAAAUGCAUGUGUUUUCCCCAUAAAGAUUUUCAGCAUUAGAAUUUAACAUUGGUCAUUUUAAACAUUUCAAUUACUAUUAUAACCUUUCAUGUAUGAUUGGCAUACAGCUAAUUUACUAUAAUGUCUAUUCCACUUAAAGUAUAUGUAAUUUCUGGUUUAUUUUGUUCCUAUAUAACUUGACAGUCCUAAAUUUAUUAUUUUGCAUUGAUAAGUAAAUUUAAAGUAUAAGAUAUAUUUAUAUAUAUAUAUAUAUACUUAAUAUUUAAAACAAAUUGAUUAUCACCAUGUUUGUUUAUCUGGGUAUGUUGUGUAAGGUUCUAAUACCAUGAUCACUCAUGUGUGAUGAAUAAUGUAAAAUAAUUUUGAACAUUUGUCUUUCGUACAUUUUUCAAUUAAAGAAAAAAAAUGAAUUUAAAUCUUGCGUAGUUGAUCAGUACUUUCUCAAUUAGCAUAAAUGAAUAAAGUUAUUAACAUGCAAUAGGUGCAUUGGCUAUAGUUAUCUCAACUUAUUAAAUAUUUGUCAAAAUUGUUUUCUCUUAAUUUCAUCUUAAUUCAAUAGGUAAUAAAUAAUUAAAUUUUUUAAAUAAGCAUUUAAAAUUAUAUAAAAGUGCUUGUAGGAUUUUUAAAUAUGUAAGGCCUUUUGUUUAUAUGAAUGAAACAGAAGUUAUUUAUUGUUAUGUUCAAAACAAUGAUUAUUUUAUUUUAAUUGAUAUUAAAAAAAAAAAAAAAUGCAUAAUAAUUUUACAUAAACAUUUAAACAUUUUUUUUUUUUUUUUAAAUAACAUUUUAAAUAAUUUGAACUGUAGCUUCUGUUUAAUGCCAUUCUAUAAAUGGUAGAGUAUUGUGUAUAUGUCAAAGUAUCAAAAUGUUGUGCCAAAUAUAUAUAUGUAUAUGUAUUUACGCAUGCCUAUCUAACUACUGACCUCAUUUAAAAUAAAUCUUACCUUACUUUACUUUCCUCUCUUGCUCAAUAAUAUAUUUUUAAAUAAAUGUAUUUAAUAAUCACAUUGGUUCAUUUUAAGAUAGGUUUUAUAGGUGUUAAAAUUAAUUUUAUUUCUUAGUUACUUUUACUUAAAAGUAUACUUUUAAAUACAAAUAUUUUUUGAUAUUUAUAUUAUUACUAUUUUUGCAGACAAAUCUACCCUGAUAUUUAUAUUAUCAAUAUCUAUAAAAACCAAAAUAAAAACAAGUUAAUUGAAAAUGAAUAAUAAAUCAUACUCAAUAUUGACUAAAGAUGAGAUAAAUAAUGAGCAUAAUGGAUGUGUACCAGAAAAUUGUUUUUGUCCUUUAUGUGAUUUACAUAUGAAUAGAAUAAAGAAGUCGCGGCCACUAGAUACACAUCAAGAAAAUAAUGCUUUUUCAAUAGAUGGGAUUAAAGAACGAAGAUGUCCUAUAGAUCGUUUACAAACUAUUCGUACCAAUUUACAUCAAACAAUGGAUCAUAGUUCAGAAAGACUAUUAAAAUUACCUCCAUAUCCAAUUUUAAAUACUGAUCCUACCUUGGACAAUUUAAAUUUUUCAACCACAUUGCCAAAAACUCACUCAUUAGGUAAGAAUGUGUUUAUAUAAGCUAUUUAAAUUUAAUUUCUAUAAAUUCUGAUUAAAACGAAAUAUACAUAUUGGUGGUUACAAUUUUACUAAAUGUAUUUGUUAGUAAUUAUAUUUUAAACAUUAAUUAAUACAUAAUAGAUAAAUAAAUACUAAUAGUUAAUAUUUUUAUAUAAGGAAACAAAAUUGUAGAUUAUACAACACAAUCAAUUUAUGAUAUAGAACCAACUGAUAGACAUAGUGAAGUUUUCCAAUAUCAAAAUAAUUCAAAACGGUGGGAAGAAAAUGAAAACAAUGUUGAUCAAGAAGAAUUUAAAAAUAUUGAUCAGUUUAACUACACACCAAUUAAAAAAUAUGACAAGCUCAUGAGGCAUGGAAUUAAAGAACGAAGAUGUCCUAUAGAUCGUUUACAAUCUCUUCGUACCAAUUUACAUCAAACGAUGGAUCAUAGUUUAGAAAGACUACUUAAAUUACCUCCAUAUCCAAUUUUAGAUACUGAUCCUACUUUGGACAAUUUAAAUUUUUCAACCACAUUGCCAAAAACUCACUCAUUAGGUAAGAACGUGUUUAUGUAAUACGUUUUUAUUUGAAUUUCUAUAAAUUCUGAUUAAAACAAGAAAUAUACAUCUUGGUGGUUACUAUUUUAUUAAAUAUAUUAUUUAGUAAUUAUAUUUUAAACAUUAAUUAAUACAUAAUAGGUAAAUAAGUUCUAAUAAUUAAUAUUUGUAAAUAAGGAAACAAAAUUAUAGAUUAUGCAACACAAUCUAUGUAUGAUAUAGAACCAACUGAUAGACAUAAUGAGGUUUUCCCAUAUCACAAUAAUUCAAGACGGUGGGAAGAAAAUAAAAACAAUAUUGAUCAAGAAAAAUUUAAAAAUAUUGAUCAGUUCAACUACACACCAAUUAAGAAAUAUGAUAAGCUCAUGAGACAACCUCCUGUUCAUCGUCAGCGUAAAGUGAGUCUCAGUAGAUAAUAAUUAUUAUUUAUUUUAAAUUUAUUUAUGUGUUAUUAUUUUGUUUAGCUAUUACCAACAGUUCCUCCUAAACCUCUUAACUGUACAAAUUCUGUAGUAAAGACAGGUGGCUCAUCUGGAAUCACAAAUGGUCAUUUGAAUAGUCAAAAUUCAAUUAAUAAAGAUCUCAUGAACAUUCCAAAUCAAAAAUGUCUUUUAAAUCAUGUAGGAAUGUCUACAAUGCCUGAAGAAACAAAGGAAUCAUUAAUGGCUACUAAUGAUGACAAUGGGAUUAAUAUAAGUGACCCUAUAAGCCCCAAAACAGAAUCAAUACUUAAAAAUAAUGACAACUUCAAAAAAGAACAAGUAAAUUUAUCUGAUAGAAAUAAUAAAAAAUUAACUCUAAAGACAAGAAAGAGAGUUGAAAUUUUAAAUAAUACUACUGUGUUUCCUGUUAAGUAAGAAUAAAAUAAAUUAAACUAUAAAAUAUUUUAUUUUAUAUCUAAUUAUUUUAUUUCAGUUCUUUGAAUAAUCAUUUAUUAAAUUCAUCCGUGGAACUGACAUCUGAAAGUAAAUAAUAUAUUAAACUCUAUACUAUGAAUUAUUUGUUUAUUUUGAUGGUUUAUUGUUUUUAAUAAUAGAUACACAAACAAAUUUAAAAUCUACGAUAGUACAAAUCCCUAACCAGAAUUUAGAACUAGAUCAUAUCCCCAUUGAACAAAAUAACUUAGGUUUCGAUCAUAUGUUUUCAGGUAUUCAAAUAAAAAAAAAUAUUUAGUAACUGAUUUUUAUUAAUGAUAAAUGAUUUAUUUGAUAAUCUUCAAUACAAUCAAAUCAAAUUACAGAUCCUCAAAACCGAAAAAGUAAUUCUGAACAGCAUUCAGCAUUAAGAUCUAGUUUAUUUUCAAAUGUGCCACCUUACAUUAGAUUUACUUCCCAUGAUGUAAAAGGUAAUUAAUUUAUUAAUAUUUAUAAGUUUAUAUUUUAUCAAAUAUUAUUAUUGUGUUUUUUAAAUAUUUUAGGAGAAUCUUUUCCAUUACCUUUGCAAAGGUUACUAAAGUGGAAACUAAGUUCCAUUACUCCUAUUGUUGUACGCCGUACUAUUCAAAACAGUGGUUUUAAACUAGUUAGAAGUGAGUAUAGCGUAGUUCUUAAUGAAAACGAUGCUUCUGUCAUAACAAACCAAUCCAAUCAAAAUAUAAUUUCCUUACAAAAUUAUUGUGGUGUUGCAGCUCCUAUUGUUGAUGCAUUUAGUGGUUCCUAUUCUUUAUCUAAUAAAUUAAUGCUGAUUCCCCGUUCCCGUGAGUUUAUUUCUUAUAUUUUUCCUUAAUUUCUGUUUGGUUUUAUGUUUGUUAAAUAUAUGUAUUAUUUUAUUUGAGUUCAUUAUUAUUAUUUAGAAUCUAAUGAUUGGUUUGGUACUUGGGGUAAACAUAUGAAAUCAUUAUGUUUCAAAACACUUCGUGAACAGCAAAAAUUUAACCAUUUUCCUGGCACUUUUCAAAUUGGACGCAAAGAUAGGUUGUGGAUAAACUUACAUAGACUUAUGUUAAAGUAUGGUAAAAAUCAAUUUGGUUUUAUACCCACAUCGUACAUACUACCACAAGAAGCUACAUUAUUACGAAAAGUGUGGGAUGAAUGUGGAAAUGAUGGGGAUAAGUGGAUUGUAAAACCGGUAUUAUUUUUAAUUUAACCCCUAUAGUUUUUGAACAUUAAUUAUCAAUAAUAAUUUUCUUUUUAGCCAGCAUCAGCUAGAGGAACUGGAAUUCGUGUGAUAUCAAAAUGGAAUCAAAUACCUAAGAAAGUUCCUUUGGUUGUUCAAAGGUACAUUGACAAUCCAUAUUUAAUCAAUGAUACUAAAUUUGAUUUAAGAUUAUAUAUUCUCAUUACUUCGAUUAAUCCACUUCGAUUAUAUUUGUAUGACAAUGGGCUUGUACGAUUUGCUUCAGGUUCAAUAUUUUUUAUUAUUAUAUAACUUAAAUGUUUUACUUAUUUAUUUUUAAUUUUAGUUAAGUAUUCAUCUGAUCUUAAUACUAUAUCUGACCGUUAUAUGCAUUUAACAAACUACAGUAUUAACAGACUUAGUAGUCAAUAUACUCAAAAUGAAGAUGCUGAUGCUUGUCAAGGUCAUAAAUGGUACAUGUUUUAUACUAAAUAGAUUUAUUUUAGUGAUACCAUUCUAUUAUUUUUAUCUAAUACUAUUGUAAUUAUGAUUUAGGACAUUGAAAUCAUUAUGGUCAUACAUGGAGAAAGAAAGAAAAAUUGAAGUUAAAAAACUAUGGGAAAGUUUAGCAGAUUUAGUUGUCAAAACAGUUAUCAGUGGUGAAUCACCAAUGAGUCAAAUGUGUCGUUCAAAUUUAAGUAAUAGAUAUAAUGCUUAUGAGUUAUUUGGAAUUGAUGUUUUAUUUGAUGAAUAUUUAAAACCUUGGAUACUAGAAGUAAUUUUUUCAAAUUUGCAAAUUCAACUUUUUGGAAAAUAUAAUAAUUUUAUACAUUAUGUUGAUAGGUAAACAUAUCUCCUUCGCUUCAUUCAUCAUCUCCACUUGACUUGGCUGUGAAAGGCCCAUUAGUUAAAGAUCUAAUGAAUAUGGUUGGUUAUCAUAUACCAAACAAAAUGUCUCCUAGUACCCAAGUAAGUUAUAAGCUCAUACAAAUAUUUAAUACAUUACGUUUUAAUUAAUUAUUAAUUAAAUUAAAAUAUUUGUUGUAUAGAAUACUUUAAUGAAAACGUUAGGAGUUCACUCUCCAUUAUGUUAUGAUAAAAGGUUGUAUACAUUCAAUUUAUCAGCUAAAGAACGUGAUAAACAAGAAUAUUAUACAAAUGUUGAAUCUAGAGAGGAAGUAAUACAUUUAGUUAUGAUUCAAUUAUUUGCAUACAAAUUAUUAAUUAAUGACAAAUAUUUUUGAUUUUCAUAGUAUAUUAAUAGCAUAUUAGAUGAUCUAUUACCAGAUGAUGUUCGACAUCUUAUUGCAUAUGAAGAUGAACUUACACAAGUAGGAUCGUAUGUAUUUGUGUUUAUAAAUAAUUAGUGAUGUAUUAUAAUAAUAAAGGGACUAUAUCAUAUUCAAUUUUUUAUUUAUAACAGUUAGAAACUUGUCACACACAUUAGUUCUUGUUAUUUGCAAUAGGCACUUUCCCUAGGUAAAACACAACAUAUUAGUGUUAAAUACUGUAACGUAUAGUGUAUUUUUUACUAAGCAUUGAUACUAUCUGGUUGUACGUUGGGGUGUAACUGCGAAUAGAGUUAAGUCAUUGGAGAGAGUAGCUACUUGUUUAUAAAUAAACCUCAGUUCUAUUCACUCUUACUCUCAUUAUUGGUACUGUUGGUGUGGGUGUAAAUGAGUGAAUAAGUAAUAAGCACCAAGUUUUUUUAGCAAUCGUUUUAUUUUGUUAAUGGAUGUUUGCGUAUAGUAGAAGUCUUUGAUUGACAUAUUUUAUUAAUCUUUGGUUUAUGUGACCUUUAGGACCUCAUACCACAUCUGAGAUUUUUCUUCAUUUACGAUAGUUUCAGGUGUCUGGUGUAUUGUUGAUACCAAAAUAAAAAAAAAAAAAAAAAGCAAGCACUGAUUCACACAAUUGAAAUUCUUCAGUUUUCUGUUGCUCAAUUCGUCUUAUUUCAUUCUUGGUAUUUUUUGCUACCUGCUACCUACAGAAAUAAGUUUCCGCUAAGCCAUACAUAUCUAGCGUCUUGAAGUUUUUCUUUUUUGAUAACUUACAAAUGGCUUGAUGUUAGCACAUUUGUGCAUUCACAGUUUUCUGUAGUUAAUCAACAUUCUCUGUAGUCCUUCCUUUCCGAUUGUAUUCAGUUAAUAAUUUUACAUGUAUCAAAGUUAAACCAUAUCUUUAUGGGAGUGAUUCAGUGUAUUGCUUGUUUCUGUCACUUUCUAAUCUUGUUACUAUUAGCAGUUAUGUGAUUAUAAUCACAAUUCGACUACCUGGUUAAGUAUCCAAAUCUGGAGGUUUUUUCAUUAAAAGUCAGAUAUUAACAGGAGAAGCUAUUUUAACAAAUCUGGGUUAUUUUCAAUUAAAAGUCAUGAGUUGUACUUUGAACACGCAACACAUCCAUCAGCCAUAAAUAUUGUUACUCGAGUGCAAGCUAAUGUAGGAUUUCAAUAAAAAAUAAGCCCCCGAAUAGUUAGUAAAACCAUAUUAGAAUGUAAUAGAGGACUAUAAAUAAUAGUCAUUUAAGGUAGUCGAGAUAACUGAAUUGUGAUACCUAUUGGUUAUUUAUCAUACAUAGGUAGGCGAAAUAUUUAAAAAGUACCGUUAUGAUAAAUAGUUUUUUAGAUUUUAGUCUGUUAAUAGUUUGAACUUCUUCAAACUUGGUGAGUACUUCUCUUAUAUCUGGGGGAGCAAUCAAACUCAAAAUCUAUUUUUUUUUCUUUUUCUAUUGGUGUAAGUAUUUGACAGUUAAUAAUUAUUCUAUUUGUAUUGUGCAGGGCCAUGUCUACUCAUUUGUCAUGUGUAAACUAUUAUCAUACUAAACUGGCAUACUCUGUCUGAAUAACAAAAGGCUAGACUAGACAUUUAAUGUGCCUUUGAGUAAACGCCCCAUUUUGUCCUUUUUAACUUUUGGAGUAUAUUAUUUCUUGUUGCGAUUUUUUUACCGGUAUCCUUGAAAUGUAGUUUAUAUGUUGGAGCAGAAUCUAGUUUUAAUUUUAAGUUUUAGUGUUAUCCAGAUCUAUUUUUACCCCUUGUUAAUCAAUAUUUAUUUUUCUCUAAAUAUUUAAGAUGAUAUACACAUAGUUGUGUCUUGUUUAGAUUUGGUUUUAAAUAGUUUCAUUCAUAGAAUUCGGAUUAAUUUCACUAAAGAUUUUGAAAUUAUUUCUUUAUGCAGCUAUUGCUAGGUCAUCAGCAUAUAAAAAAUGCCUCGUUGCAGAUUCUCUCAAUUGAUCAUUUGUAUAUAUAUUAAAAAGCAUUAAAUACGCUGCUUUGAGUUAGGCCAUUAUAUUAUUUCUUUCAAACAUUAAAAUACUUUUAUAUUAAUUUAAAACAGUUAUAGUUAAUAAUAUCGAACUAUAUUUUUUAUAACAUUGUUAUUUGCUGCUUAAAUAAAAAUCAAUAAUUUAGUAAAGUAAAAGUAAUUAAAUAAUUGUUGGUCCCUUUAUAGUCACUAUGAUAAUUGUGUAUAUUCCAGAAACAUAUCAAUACACCGCUUUAUAUAUAAUAUUAUAAUAAAUAGUAUGUAUGAAAAACUUAUUAUACUAUUUUUAAUUUUUAGAUUUCAAAAAGUAUUUCCUACUACUUCAUCUUUUAAAUAUCAUCAAUACUUUGAUGGCCCAAGGUAUUACAAUAUGCUUUUUGAUGCUUGGGAAUGUAAAUAUAGUAACAAAAGAGAAGAAGGUAAGAAUUAAAAUUUUUGUUCUCAAUGUCAACAUUUAAAUAUUAAUAUAGUUGGUUUUAUCAAAAGGUGAAUUGUUUACGACAGGGGGGGACAAGUACCACUAGAUUUGUCUCGGAAGUUUUUUAUAUUCUUAUUUACAUAUCUGUUUAUAUUUUAUAUUUCUGUGAAAAAUUAAUGUGUACCAUCCAUUUGAUUUUUGAAAAUAAUAUAAUAAAUUAAUAGUGUACCAAAUUUAAAAGAAACAACUUAAAUGUUAAUAAAAAAUCAGGCUGGGCAAGGUUGGAUUACAUUAGGACCUUGCUGGGUCAAGAAUUGUUGACUUAAGGCUUCUAGUAAAUAAAGACUGUUUUUGAUUUAAAAAAACCAUCAGGCAAUAGAUCAUCUAAGACAAAAAUAUAAUUUGCACCUGAAUAUAAAAUAGGAGGAAUACAUGGAAAAAAUCACUAUUUUUUAGCAGAUUUAACCAAUUUUCUUAGAAGAGAUUGUAAAAUGCGAUACGGUAACAUAUAUUUAAGUAUGCAUUAUUUAUUAUAUGAGAUUUAAAGAAUAUUUUAAAUUCUAUUGGUACAUUGAAGAUGUUUUAAACUUAUUUUCCUUAACUUUAUAAAUAUGCAAUUCAUCUAAUGCAUAAUAAAUGUAAACAUUGUCUUUCCUAUUAAAAAUCUCUUCAGUCAUUAUUUAUAUAAAAAUUACCAUUAUUACUAUUUUCUUAAAUAGAAAAUUAGAAUUAGACUUUGCCUGUUCCAUUAUCUAAAUAUGAUUUUUAAAUAGAAAUCCUUCGUAUUUCCUAAGGAGAUUGGUGUAUGUUACAAAUUGAUAAAACUCCGUAUUAUUAAGGUUUUAUGCAUUAUACUUCGAUUAAGUACUUUCAAAAUUGAUAAUAUUGGGCACUUAACAUGCAUAUACAUCAAUUUCAAUGAAUUCCAUUUAGUUUUUUUCCUUUCCUGAUUUUUUUUUUUUUUAUAACAGACCAAUCUCUUUGAUAGGUCUAUAAUUCUUGGCAUGGCUAGAUUGUAGUAUAAUUUGGUGUGACCAGAUUUUUUGUGUAUAUAAAAGUCCAACCCUGGUAAGUCCAGUUAAAAUAUUUUUCAAAACUGUCUGGAUUUAAUGCUGGAUUAAAAGCCCUCUUCCCUUUAAAAGUCUGCUAGUUUACUAUUCAGUUUGUGAUACAAUACAUAUUAUCAAUAUUAAUAGUUUUAGUUCAAGGUCACCUAUUUAUUUAACACUGGAAUAUUGGGAGUUUCAGAACUAGUAAUAUUGAGUUAAAAAAAAAUUUAGAAUGAUCCAUAUGUGUUUUUGUAAAAAAAGCCUAGCCUGACAUAUAAUAAAUUUAAAAAAAAAACUGACCCUUGCAGAUCUUCAGUAUUUACUUAUAAUCAUUAUUAAGAAGGUUUUCAAUCUAUUAUAAUUCAAGUCUCCUUUUAAACUAUUACAUAAGAUUACGCAUUCUUUUACAUCACCACUAUAAGAUGUGAGUACAUAAUAUAUUUUUAUAUACAUUUUUUUGGUUGAAUUUUGCAUUUCAAAUUCUGAAUUGGAAUUUUUAAGUGUAGUUAAAGCCUAUAUUUUCGAAUACUUCAUGACAUUUGAAGAAUACCCUGUGGCAAUACCAACUUUGGUUUUUCAAAUGAGACUAUUAAAAAUAUUAUUAAUAGUUCAUAUAUUACAAUAAUACAUUUUGGUGUGAACAUUUUUGAUUUCCGUCAACCCGUUAUCGAGAUAUCCUCUUUUAAGUAUAGGUAAGGGGAGAGUAGUGGAGUAUCAUUUAUGUAGCAGCACAGCUCGUGGCGUUUUAUUAGUGCUCCACUACUCUCCCCUUGUCUAAACUUAAAAGUAAAAUAUUAAUCUCCUUAUUAAUAGGUUGAUGGAAAUCAAAAAUUUUACAUGAUAUUCUUUAAAUGUUGUGAAAAAUCUAAGUAUUUAAAAAUAAUCAGCUUUAACUACAUUUAAAAAUUCCGAAAAUUACAAUUUAACCAAAAAAAUUGGUUGAGCACUUUUAGUGAAUCAUCCUGUAUGUAAUGUAUUCUGUGAGUAACACAAAUUGUCACUUCUUACCUGAAAUUUCGUCUCACCCCCAAGUGAAGAACCGUUGUUUUUUAAUACUCCAGGCUUCGUUUUGUUAUUUUUCUUUUUAUAUUUAUUAAUUAAUUUAUUUGUAUUGUAAAUAUACCUAUUUAAUUUUUAAUAUUAUUUUGUGGCUUUUGUACAUGGGCAAAUAUAAAAAAAAAAAACCUGAUACUAGGGAUGGGUGUGCCACUUUUAUAGGUGGAAAUUUGUGUAGGUAGGAUACAAAGUUAUUUAAUUUGAAUCUGUAAGCAUUGAAAAACAAUUCAAAGUGAAAUUUUUUUUUGAAAAGCCAUAAUAUUUACAAUUUUAUACUAAAAUUAUUAUAAGAAAAAUUCAAGCAAAUAUAAGUUUUGAUCAAAAUGUCAAAUCUACAAAUAUUUUUAAUUGAAUUCCAAAAAAAAAAAAAAAAUAAAAAAAGCAUUGUUAUUUUUCUAAUCUUUCAGUUUUCUUAGUUCUUAAAAAACUUACGAACAAAAUUAAAAAUAUAUUCUUACUCACCAACUAGAUUAAAAUUGCAACAAAAGAGAUCCCAUGUCAUUUAUUGGAACAAUGUUUUUUAUAAGAGACAAAAUACUUAAACAUUUAAAAUAAUGAAAUUGUACACGCAUUGUUCAUUUUUUAUUUUUCUCCUUUUUUCGGUUUUCCCAAUUAUUAUGACAACUACUUGGAAAUUCAAAAAACUAAUUUCUUCAUGAGUAUCUUAUUCUAAAAUGCAAUAAAAAGGGUUUCUAGUUGUUUUUCUGUUGGGGCAUAUUUCUGGUUAAAAAUAUAGUUGGUAAAAAUUAAAAGCAAUGAAAUCGGUAAUGCUAUUGCUCGCCAUUAAUAUUUACCAUUUUAACUAUAAUUUUAUUUCUGGUUCUUCUUUAUUAUUUUGAAACCCCUUUGCAGGGUGGAAGUAAGUCACUUUUAGUCACUUAUUUUGAAAUUAAGUCUCUUUAUAUCCAUAUUUGCCUAAAUAUGAAAUAUUUGUUACCUAUUUGUUAUUACUCCUUACAUGUUUAUAAAUAAGUGCGUUUGUAAUUUUUUUCUAUAUAAAAUAAAAAAAAAUUUUAGUAUUUUAAUAAUAUCUACAGAAUUAAUGAUUAUUAUCAUGACCAAAUAUUGAAUAAGAAUAUACUUUUCAUAGAGUAACUUUAUGGUAGAUAGUAUUGCUCUUGCCAUCUCGUUAAAACGUUAUCAGUAAGGCUGUCAAUUUGUUCGAAAGACCAUUUUUUCUAGCUGAUUGUAAAAUGUAGCUUUCUAUCAAAAAACAAGUAUAUAAUUUAAAAAUUAUGUAACAACAAAUUCAUUUAUGAAAUUUUUAUUUUGCAUUUUUUUUUUAAAUUUAUAAGGUAAUUUUUUGAAUUUUUUAAGUCAUAUUUUUCUUUUUAGUUCAUUUUCCAGUAUUUUUAAUCAAAUUCCGUCAAUUCACAUCUUUACACACAUUUGUUUUACACAGGCUGUAUUUACGUAAAAUUUAUAUUUUAUAAAAUAAUAUUUUCCAUAAGCUGUAUUCUGGUUAGGUAAAAAUAAGGAUUCAAUAAAAAAAGACAAUAUUGCUUAGAUUAAUUAUUUGUAGGCUUGCAAAAUAUCAGUAAAAUCAAAAUUAAAUUAAAAACCAUUUUGCGUGCAUUUUUUGAUAUUUUAAAUGCAUUAUUUUAUUACAUGUUUUGUGAAUUUUUAAGGUUUUUCACUGCAUUAAAUUCACAGCUCUAAUUAUGAGUAAACAGUUAGCACAUGUAUUGCUCAUGGUUACAAUGGCAAAACAUGCCUAUUAAUAAUAUUUUUCACUAGUGUGUAUUGUUCUGAUUUAUUUUUACUAUCAUAAAGCCAUAAAAUUAUAAAAUAUGCUAUGAGAAUUUGUGGUUUUAGUCCAUUGUUUAAUUUAACAAGUUAAUAUAAGAAUAGAAAACUAUAAUGGGUAAAUGCUUUUUCAGUGAAGAUUGGCUUUCAAAAACUAUGUAUUAGAUACAUAUGUUAUAAUUUUCAUUAUUAUUUUUGUUAAUUUAUUUUUUUAAAUCUAUUAUCUACACAAAGAUAAGUGUAAAAACAUGGUAUUGUUAUAAAAUAAAAAUAAAGGAAGUCCCUAACACUGAUCAUGAAUAUAGGUAUUUAUUCCAUUCUAUAUUAUUAAUUUAAAGUUUUAUGAUUUAAUUAUGAGUUAUUGAAAUUUGUGUUUAUUGUGUUUGAAAUUUUUAUAGAAAUAAGUAAGUAAGAAUCAUUUAAAUUAUAUUAUAAAAAGAUUCAAAGAAAAAUGUUUAAUAACAGUAAGUUGUUAGAAAACAUACUUGUAUAGGUCACUUUUUGAUUACUUUUAUGAUUAAAUUUGGUCACUAAAUUACUUUCCUUUGGAACUUUAACCACUUCCAGCCCUGCCUAUAGAAAAUCAAAAAAUGACCAUUCUUGUACAUCAAAUUGAUAAAAUUUCCUUUCAGAAUUAGGUCUUACACUUGAUACAUCGAAGUAAGAUUUAUUUUAUUAGAGUUUUUUAGUUGCCCCGUUUUAAUCAAAAUGAGUAUGGUUAUACAUUAGAAUUUGAAUCAAACAAGUGUGUCCAUAUUAGGCGGUUGGCCACAUUAAGUGAAAACCACUGUAUAACACACCAUAUGAAUUUGUUAAAUCUAAAACUACCAGGAGAUGAAAAACUCAUCAAUACUUUGUUUGGUAUAAUAAAAGCUUUUCAAAAUAAAUUAUUUCAUUUCUAUACUAGGUUAAAAAAACUUACUUUCUUAUUUUGAAUGUUAUGCUUUUUUUUUUUUUUUAAAAAAGAUUGUGGUGUAUUUCCAAAAAAGACUUGUGAUUCAAAAUAAAAUACAUUCAUGCAAAUGAAUAACAAAUUUCUUUUAAAAUCCUUUUACCAUAUAUUCAGACUAUUUUUCAAUUUCUUCUUUGCAAUUAAAAAUUAUCAAAUUAUAAUCUUAUAAACAUAUGUAAUUGCAAUUUAAUCUCUAAAAACCGUAUUUUGAAUUUUAUUCAAAUCUAUUUAAAGAACAUUUUCCACGAGUUUAGCAAUUUGUAGCCAAGAUAUCUAGUAUAAUUUGGUUUAACAUAUAUUUGUGAGCAAGUAUUUUCAACUAGGAAAAUCAAUAAAAGUAAUGCAUGACAAAUCAAUAUUUUAAAGUUUAAAUUAAUUUGAUCUAGAGAAUCUAUAAAUGUUCUAAAUUAGGAAGGGUGGAAAUAUAAUUUUGUAUUUAUAUAUGUAUAUUUAUAAACAGGUGUAACAGAACUAUUUAAUAAUUAAUGUAACUUUUUCUAUCAAAUAUAUAAAAUUUAGAUUUUGUAUUAUUAUUUUUAUUUUUUUACCAUUCCAGAUUAUUUUAUAAAUUAUUUUUUAAAAAAAAUUGAAUUUUAAUAAAAUUAAAAAUGUUUUUUCUUGCUAAUUAUAAAUAAUAAACGUUUACCAAACACUCAGCUUAAAUAAGAAUAUUAUCAAAUUUAAUAAUAUUUCAUGAAAACAUUUUUCUUAUCACCCAUAUUAAAGGACCAUCUUUAAAUAAAAAUAAUAAUAUAUAUAUCAGCAUAUUUAUUGUUUUACAUAAUUAUCCCAUUAUAUAACUAGGUAUUAUAGUAUGUAUAUAUAUUAUUUUCAAGGUAUUGCUAUGCUAGAUAUGUUAUGUCAAUCAAAAGUUCACUUAGAAGUGCCAGAUAACGACGAAGAGCAAUCAAAAGUAAUAUUUUAAUUAACUAAAAAAUAAUUUAUAAGUAUUUUUAAAAAAACAAAAAUAUAAAUUUUAUGUGUCAUAAAUUUGGUAACAUAUUAUUAUUAUUUUUGGAAAGAAGUACACUUGUUCAGUUGAAAUAUUCACAAUUAGUUUGGUACUUGUUUACAAACUUUAGUUUGAAAAGUAUGAUUUCUAUUGAUUUAAUAUCUGAUUAAAAUUAAUCAGCAUAAUGUUAGGCAAUUUUAUUUAUAUGGCACUUGGUACUUAAUCUAACUAUAUUUGAUUUUUACAAAUGCAUAAAUAUUGAAAUAUGAAUUGAUCAUUUACUUUUAAACAGGUUUAUUGUAUUUGAGAUUAUAAGUUUUAAUAAAUUGUGGUUUUAAAAAAAUAAUUUUAUUUGAAACUCGCAAAAAAUAUAAAAUAAUAAUAAAAAUACUGAUUUAUUAUAUUUGAGAAUUUUGGAAUUUUUUUAUAUGGAAACAAUUUUUAAUUUAAAUUACUUAUAUUAAAUAUUUUUUAUUAUGUUAUAUAUUGUGUAGUUUACUACAAAAUUGAUAGGUUUGAAAUAAUUAUAUAAUUAUCUUAAGAUUUUUAAAAUAUAUUUAUACUUCUAAUUAUAACUUUAAUUAUUGAAUAUUGUUUAAUUAAUACUUUAACAAUUUUGAUGAUUUUUAUUUAUUAUACAUAUUUUGUUUUUGUAAUCAAGUUAAUUAUUCAAUUAAUUAAUUCUUUAUGCUUUUACUAAUGAUUAAGGAGCCAAUUAUGUGGUGCUUCAGAAAUGCAUAUUUCGCCUAUAAAAAUGUUAAAUGUUGUAAGUGGGUGGUAUUUUUUAUAUGGAGUUUUCUUAGCAUGUGAGUUGGAGUGUUUUAAUCACCAUGAAGUAAUUAUGAAACUAGUAUAGCCUUAAAAUAUAAUUUAGAAAAUGGUUACUGUUUCAUUUUAUAUUAGGUUAUUUUAUAUGAAAUAAUUUUUUUCUAUACAAUUAUUCACGUGUUAUUAUUUGAUAUGGGUUAACUUUUUGAUUUUUAAGUUACAGUAAUCAUAAUGAAUAAAAAAAAAAAAACAUUUAAAUUUUUUUAGUUAAAUAAACAUUUAUUACAUAUUACUUUAUGUUGAAACAAUUUUUAUUAAAUUAUAAGUAUUUAAAUUUAUUUAAUUAACAUCUAUAAAUAAAUAUUUUGCAUUGAUAUAAUGGCUUAAUAUAACUUAUGAUUUUUCUCAUAAUAUAUUUUCAACAAAAUUAUCUACUUUGAAAAUAAAAAUUCUGUAGUAAAAAAUUACUUAAUUAUUAUUAUUAUUUUAUUCAAAAUACAGACAGUAAUAUUAUUUUUAGAGUUUGCAACAAUUGGUAAAUCAUAUUAUAUUAAAUUGUGUGACAUUAGUUUUAAAUUAGGUAAAAUAAGUUAUUACUAUUUAAAUUGUUGGUUGUGCCCUGUAGAAUUAACUAAUUACAAUUAAUUUAUUACAGGCCGUUAGUAGAUAUAAUUAAAUUAAACUUACUCAGUAUUUUAUAUACAUAUUAUAUUAAAUUUAGAUAAACUAAAAUGUUCAAAUGCUGUAAUUAAAGUUUUAAAGUUUUGUAAAUUGAAUUGAUUGUUUAUUAAUGGAUUGAUUUAAGUUAUAGAUUAUUUAUUUUUAUUUUCAUCAGUAUUUUAUACUGUUGUCCAUAAAGAUAAAAUUGGACAAAAUAAAUAUUUAAAUGAGAUGUGUGUAUAAGGAUUAAAUGUGAAUGUACUUUCUAUAAAUAUUCAAAUAUGUUCUAUAAAUCCAAAUUUUCAGGAAGAAUAAAAAACUGACUAUGAUAUUAUUGAAACAAAUGAUAUAUUAGAUAAGCUUUGAUGACAUUUUGAUUGUGCGCGGUAAACCUGUAAAUCAUUUCUCAUAACUUAUUAUAACUAGAAGGUCACAAGUUUUGAAAAACAUAUUUAUUAAUAAUAUAAACUGAAUUAAAAAUUUUUGACAUUAGCCAUAAGGGUUUAGUCAAUAUAUUAUAUUAUAGAAAAAUUUUUGGUAAAUGCUAACAUUUUAAAACAGUGAAAACUAAAAAAGUUAAGACAUACUUUGAACAAGUGCUGUAAAUGUUAAAGUUUAUAAUUAGCUGUUUAAUGGAAUUUGGAGUGGGCUGAUCCUAUACACAAUUUAGAGCAACACCUCGGGAUAUACACCACUGCUUUGUACCAUGGGUAUCAAUGAUUUUCUUAGGAAGUUAGAUAUGGAUGAUUUAGUUUAUAUUAAUGUAAAUAACGAUAUAUCUUAUACCAAACAAUAAAUAAUUCAAAGUUGAGUUCAAUUAAACAUUGUUUUAUUUCUUUAACAUAUUGUGUAACCUCUAUAAUGGGCUGACAAAGCUUGUUACUUCAUCAAUUUAAGAUACUAAGAUUUUAUUAUAUUUUCAAACUAACUGAUCUGUUACAACUAUUUAAUUUGUAUACUUUUUGUAAACUCUUUAAUCAAGAGAACCAGAAGUCUAUAAAGAAAAAUUAAAUAUUUUUAUUUGAAGUCAAAAAUUCUAGUAUAGAGAGGAUGAAAUUUGAAAAAUCUAGAAAAUCUAAAAAAAUAUUUCAAUUAAAGUGUACCACCAGGCAGAAAAACUGCAUAAUUUAAGAGACAAUGUGAAAAUUUGAACAUUUUUAGUUAUAUAUUUCCUAAAAAAAAAAAAAAAUAAUAUGUUUAAUUAAUAUAACUCCUUUGAACUACUUCAGAAUUGUAAAUAAAAUUAUACAUUCGGUAACAAGAAAAAAGUUGGGAAUACCUAACACCACUGUUAGAUUUUGAUUUAGGUAGUAAGAUAGGACAUAGGGCAAACUUUAUACAAAAAACAAUAAUAAAUCAUUACAAAUCAAAUACGAUUCUGAGUGAAUUAACUUAUCUGGUUUAACUAAUUGUUAAGGGCAUUUUUUCCAUUUGUCACCAAUGAGCCCAAAUGUUCACCAAAAAUAAAAACUGAGUUAAAAAUUCAAGUGAACAAUGCAUAUUCAUGUAGAAUUUAAAAUUUAAAUUUUUGACCAAAAUUAUAUCAAACAUAUAUUAACUUAUGAUUAAGAGUUCAGACUUUUGUGUCCCAUUGAUUUCAUCCCAAACUCGCGUAUAAGAAUUUGUUAUCGGUUUUUUUCUAAUUAUUAAAAUAAAAAAAAUAUGGAUAAAUAAAAUUGACCUGUGCACUAACCAUAUAAAAAAUGCUAAUAAAAACUCAAUAAAACUAAUAUUUUUCUAGUCCACUCAGAAUCUUUAAAAUAAUAUAUAAAUAUGAAUUCAUUGUGAUCAUACCGUUUCGAUUAUUUUAUUUAUUUUACUAAAAACAAAAACAAAAAAAGAAUUCAAAUAUAAGUUUUACUUCAUAAAUCCACUUUUUAUUUUUUCUCUAAUGAAAAUGACAUGGUUUUACAAGAAAAAUUAAAAAAUAUUAUUUAAGGUAGUAUUCAAUGUUAUAUUAUGAUAAUGAAAUUAAUAUACAUUAUAUUUUAAGUAAAAAAUGGUUUUGUCCAAUUUUGUAAAAAACAAAGAAAUUAGUGUUUUGCCAAAAAAAAUAAAAAUAUAUGAAUUGUUUUACUUUUAAGUUAAUUUUAGUAGUAUAAAUUAUAAAUAAAAAACAAAAAAAUUACAAUAGAUAAGUAGCCCAUAGGAUAAAGAUAUUAACAUUGCAUGGGCUAUUAGUCUAUUGUAUAAUCAAUGAUAAUACAUAUAAAUUCAAAUUUGAUUGACUUAACAUCCAUUCAUUAAUAUUAUUUUCACUUAAUUAGAUUAGUCAUUAUUAGGUUAGUUAAUAUUAGUAUUAUAAGUUUAGUUAAUAUGUAAAGGGUAUUGGUAGAUAAUAAUUUUUUUUUUCAAUUUUAUUUUAUUUAAGAAAAAUUACUCACAAUUCUUGUUUAAAAAUGAAUAAUUGAAAUUAAUAGUAUUAUUAUUCAAAUUGCAGUUUUUAUAUCAAAAAUAAUUUACUAGUUAUACAAAUACCACCAAAAAUCAAUGACAAUUUAAUUUUUGACAUCAAAUUUAAAAUUAAAGUAAUAAAAUACAGUGUGAUUAAUAUACUGUAAGACAUUCAUGAAUUGGAAAUUUUUUUUUUAGUUUUGGGGGAAACAACCCACUUUUGAUUUUCAAAUAGUAACCUCUAUUAAAAAAUAAAUAAUUAUAUCGACUAUUAGUUUAAAAUUUAAAUACAUUCCAAUAUUGACAUUUUUAAUUUCUGUCAAUAAACCCUAAUAGUUUCGGGUCAAAGUAGUGGAUCAUUUGUGUGCUUACAUUUAUAUUAAUGUUCUACUGCACUUCUUUUACCAAAACUUAAAAUCUCGUAAAUGGUCUAAUGAAAAUUAAAAAUAUCAAUACCAAAAUGUAUUUAAACUUAUUAUCUAUAUAUAUAGAAUUUUUAGUUACUACUUUUUGUGGAAUUUACCUUUAGCACAACUAUUAUGCCACUACCCUUUAUGUAUUCAUUAACCAUUAUUUAGUUUAUUUUUAUUUUUUGUAAGUUAUUAAUAUUUUGUUUUCUUCUGAUUAGAUUUACGACACCCUCCAAAAUACACAAAUGGAAGUUGAAAAAAUGUUUGAGAAAACUGGCAGUGAUAAAAUAAGUGACCAUCAUCAAGCGGUCAUCAGGUAAUCUGAUUACUGAUUAUGUACACUUAUGUAUAUUAUUUUAUUCUGAUUUUAAAAAUAUAUUAUAUUCACAAAUAUAUUUUGUAUAUUUAACUGUAUUUAGUUGUUUAGUUUAUUAUUAUUAUUGCGUAUUUCAUUUACUUUCAUUUAUUAUGUUUAUAAUUUGGCUUUUGUAAAGUUUUAAUAUUUGUAUUAUACAUUGAAGUUAACCACAAUUACUAAUAAAACUUCUAUUUUGCAAAACAUCCGUUUUUUGUUGUUACUUAAUAGUUUUUUUUUUCUUGUCUAUUUGUAUUGCAGUCAUGGGAAUAUUAAUUUUAAAUUUAAUACUAUUUAACUUAAUUGAAAUUAUUAAAUAAACCAAUUUAUUUUGAUAUGUAUUUUUUAUUUAAAUUUCAAUAUCAAAGCAAAUAGUACCCAUUACUGUCGUCUUUUUUUUUAAAUUUAUGUAGUAGAAUAAUAAUUACUUUUUUGCUAUUGUAAAUUUAUUCAAAAUACCAAUUAAUGCUUGAUGAAUUUUACUAAAUAAUAAUAAUUGUGAUUAUUAUUUAAUUAUAAAAAAAGCAUGUUCACAGUUGUUUUUUUAUAAUUCUGACAUUGGUUAAGUGUUUCAAACACUUACCUGACUUUUUUUUUUUUUUUGAUAUUUAUCAGUCAUUUUUCAAUGUCUGCUGCUGAACGCCGCCAUAUGGUAUACACAUCUAUUACAAUGUCUGAUGAAGGAGAUUGGAUUAGUGAUGAUUUUCCAUUUGAUGAUGACUCUGCAUCAGCAACCAGUCAUCCAAUGGUUUCCUGAUAUAUAACCAUGUUAAUGAAUACAAAAAAUGCCAUAACAUCAAAUAAGUUACGUUUUUAUGGUUUUGUUCAUGGUUUUUGGUCUUGGCUAAAAACACAUAUAAAUUAAUAAUAAUCGUGAGUUGUGAUAAUGUAGAUAUAUAUACUAAAAAUAGAAAACAAUAGGUUUUCUUUUUUAACUUCUUACUUUUAAAUAUUAAAACAUUAUAUGUAACAUUACUAGCUGAACAACAAUUAUAAUAUAGAUGUAUUAAAUUCUUGUGCUCAGAUAAAGCUGUUUUUUGGUUGAACAGUUUUUUUUUAAUACACUUCAAAUACUUUGAUAUACUUUACAAUGUUAUGUUUUGAAAACCAAAAUAACAAUUUAAUCCAUUAGGUAUAUUAUGGUAUAAGUAGACAUUAAUUUUUAACUGUCUUAAUUGUUGUGCUAUAAACUGUAUUAUCUACUUAAUUUAAAUAUUUUCAAGAUAAAAUGAUAUAACAAAUAUCUCCUAGGAAUAUCCAGAAAGUAAGGUUAAAAUACGUUUUAAAACUCAAAAAAAUACAUAUAUUGUAUUAAAAAUUACAGGAUUUAUUUCAAAAUAUGUCAUUAUUUCUCCACAUAAUUGUUAUUAAGAUCAAUUCAUUUUUGAAGUUUGAGCACUAACUUUUGUAUACCCUCAUUAUAAAACUUCCGCUUCAUCUCUUACUUAUUUACAGCUUCCUUGAAAUCAUUAGUUCUUAAAAAAUCGCUGGCUACCCAAAAACUCCUUCAAUUUAAUGCAAGCUGGCAAACCAAUGGUUUCAGGUCCUAGGAUUAGGACUGAUGAUUCACGGUAUCUCAUCCUAAUGAAACGAGUAGGUUCUGAGUAAGCCAGGUGGGUUUGGCUUAGUCAUGCCACGAGUCAGCUUUCUUCUACUUUGUCUUUGAUUUUUUUUCAACCUUAUUUAGGAUUUGUAGCAGCAUUGAUGAUAGUCCCUUUAAACAUUACAUCAACAAAAUUACUUUCCAGUCCUAUAAAACAGAUGCUAUGUUCUUUCUCUCUAAAACCUGAACUUGGAUAUUUUUGGCUGGGUAAUGGGUAUGGUGUCACUAUAGAGACUGCCUAUUUGACUCAGUAUAGUGAACACCCAAGUUUCAUCCCUAGUAACAACUAAUUCCAGAAAGGUUUCAUCAUUUCUUUGAUAAUGCUCAAGAAAAAACUGAGUGAAUUUGAUACCUGCUAAUGGAGCUAAUAGAUGAUAAACUGGUUGACGCAUUUGGCUGCUGCGACAGCAUUUGACAACCGACUGAAGUUGUUCUUGACUCAAUUGCUUAUUUUGACCAUAAGAACUUCUACACAUUAGUGGUAUCAACUUUGAAAAAAAAAUUCUUUGUCCUCCUCACCCGUUAUAGCCUUACUUUCUGGUUUUCCCUUGUAAUAAUAAUAAUAAUUAACAAGAAAUAGAAAACUUCAUGGAAUAUAUUAAUUUUACAUGUAUAUAUGUUUAUUUAAUGCUAAAUAAAUAAUAUGCCACUGCCAUAUGCCUGUAGUAAAUACAUUUAUAAUAUCUCAGACAUUCUGUUUUUCUUAUGUAACAUUUGUGUUACAAUAAUAAAAAAUGUGAUUUUAAGCUAAUCUUUGUUUAAUUUUAUAUUUUAUGAUAUUAUUGUUAAUUGAGACAAAUAAGUAAAUUAUAUUUAUGCUUUUUUAAACUAAUUAUUAUUUAUUUUUUAUAAAUCAUGAUUUUUUAAUAUUAGAUGGUACUAAAUAAAACCAUUUAACUUAUAAAUUCAAUUUUAAAACUAAAUUUUAUAUAUAUAUAUUUGAUGAAAUAACUUUAUUAUAUUAUUAUUAGACAUACAAUUUAAUAGACUAUCCAUUUUGCCAAAAUAACAAGUUUAUCUUAAAUAUUGAUUAAUAUUAGGUACGUUUGAAAAUUGCUCCUAUUUUUAUUUUCUUGGUGAC
Molecule: messenger RNA, 22778 nt
Organism: Cinara cedri
Lineage: Eukaryota; Metazoa; Arthropoda; Insecta; Hemiptera; Aphididae
Source: the annotation of a GenBank genome assembly